AACAUUCUCCAACAAGCUUCAAAUAGAUAGUCGCCGCACGAGAGAAAUUUAUUUCAUAAUACUACUUGCAAGUUGCAAUUAACAUAGAAUCUACAAAGUUUAUCAAACCCUUAAUUAAUUACGAGAAGAUUAUUAUUUAAAGCCCCUUCCCCUUUCUCUAUAUUAGGCCCAUUUUUGCAGCUCUUGUCUAGCUCUCUUUCCCCUUUCAACUUUCCACUUUCUCUCUCCCUCUCCCUCUCCCAUUUCACAGUACAACAGCUCUCUCCAAAGGGUGAAAGAGCUUCAGCAAAUAACAAUGAAGCUCUUUAACCUCUGCCUCUUCUCUUUGCUUCUUUCUCUUUCAAGUGCUGCAACAUUUUCUCCAAAAGUUGGUGUGAACUAUGGUACAUUAGGUAAUAACUUACCAAAACCUUCAAAAUCAGUUGAACUAAUCAAAAGUCUUAAAGCUGGGAGAGUCAAACUUUAUAGCCCAGAUCCAGAAAUCCUGAAAGCCCUUAGUGGCACAAACCUUCAAGUCUCAAUCAUGGUACCAAAUGAGAUCAUAUCCAACAUUUCGACCAACCAAGCAAUGGCGAAUGAUUGGGUCAAGAACAAUUUGGUUGCUUAUCCUCAUACCUUGAUUAGGUAUAUCCUUGUUGGGAAUGAAAUCCUUAGUUUCACAGGUGAGGCUGAUAAAAAGAAAUGGCAUGAUCUAGUCCCGGCUAUGCGGAAAAUCAAUUACGCCCUCAAAACAUAUGGCAUUCGUAAAGUCAAAGUCGGGACAACCUUGGCUAUGGAUGUCCUUGAAUCCUCGUUUCCUCCAUCGAAUGGUACCUUUAGGUCUGACAUUGCUGUUUCUGUUAUGAGACCAAUGUUGCAGUUUCUCAGCAACACGAAAUCAUUUCUGUUUUUAGACUGUUACCCUUAUUUUGCUUGGUCACAGAGCUAUAAAAGCAUCAGCCUAGAUUAUGCAUUGUUCAAUGGUGAUGUAACAUACAAAGACCCAACCAGUGGGUUGACAUAUACCAAUUUGCUUGAUCAAAUGCUUGAUUCUGUUCAUUUUGCAAUGAAGAAGCUUGGGUACCCUGGUAUUAGAAUCUGGAUUGCUGAAACAGGUUGGCCCAAUGGUGGAGAUAUUGACCAAAUUGGAGCUAAUGUCUACAAUGCUGCUACUUACAAUAGAAAUUUGGUUCAAAGGUUGAAUGCUAAACCCCUUGUUGGAACUCCUGCUAUGCCUGGUGUAGUUUUGCCAACCUUCAUAUUUGCUUUGUUUAAUGAGAACCAAAAGAGCGGUCCAGGUACUGAGCGACAUUGGGGACAAUUUUACCCUGACGGGUCAAGUAUUUAUCCAAUUGAUUUGACGGGUAAGACCCCUGUAUCAUCUUAUCCACCUUUGCCAAAACCGGAUAACAAUGAACCAUACCAGGGGAAAAUAUGGUGUGUAGUUGCAAAAGAUGCAAACAUGACUCAACUAGCAGAUGCAGUAACAUAUGCUUGUGGUCAAGGGAAUGGGACUUGCGCUGCAAUCCAGCCAAAGGGCGAUUGUUACACGCCAAACUCAUCAGUUUUUCAUGCUAGCUAUGCAUUCAGCUCAUAUUUUGCACAAAUGAAGAGUCAAGGUGGUACUUGUUACUUCAGUGGCCUUGCUGUUCAGACCGCCAAGGAUCCCAGUUAUGGUAAAUGCAAGUAUCCGAGUGUUACUCUUGCUUAAGGCGAUUGUGAAUCAAGUAGGGAGCAGCCCGAGCACAAGACGUAUUCAGUAGCGCUUUUCAUAGCGAGUAACUAUCUUAUAGGGAGUAUUUGAUUAACUUGAUUUUUGGGGCGGUAAUUCGGUUACCCAUUUUCUUAUGAUGAUUGAGCAUCAGUUCUAUUAUUCAAACCAGUUGCUUGAAGCUGGUUUUGGAUAAUUUUAGUGGACAUCACGAUCACUUCCCAUGUUUUGGUACCAUUCUUUGCUAAGAUGAUGCCUUUCUGUAUCAAACUUCAGUGCAUGUAUCUUUCACAUGCACAUUUUCUAUGGAAAUGACUGUUAUUUUCCAAUUA
Messenger RNA from Spinacia oleracea (spinach), 2022 nucleotides. Its product is annotated as probable glucan endo-1,3-beta-glucosidase A6. Gene Ontology annotation, biological process: carbohydrate metabolic process. Bases 296 to 1690 code for a protein of 464 amino acids. Lineage: Eukaryota; Viridiplantae; Streptophyta; Magnoliopsida; Caryophyllales; Amaranthaceae. Gene Ontology annotation, molecular function: hydrolase activity, hydrolyzing O-glycosyl compounds. The record is from RefSeq and is a predicted model, not a curated record. The transcript has 3 exons.